Messenger RNA from Dermatophagoides pteronyssinus (European house dust mite), 1168 nucleotides. RefSeq lists its product as uncharacterized. Gene Ontology annotation, cellular component: plasma membrane. NCBI's taxonomy places the organism in Eukaryota, Metazoa, Arthropoda, Arachnida, Sarcoptiformes, Pyroglyphidae. The record is from RefSeq and is a predicted model, not a curated record. Gene Ontology annotation, molecular function: water channel activity; glycerol channel activity. Gene Ontology annotation, biological process: glycerol transmembrane transport; water transport.
UAAUCGACCCUUGACCUAGAUCAAAUUCAUUGUUCAGUUUAACAAUUUGUUUAAUAAUCAAAUAAAAACAAAUAAUUUACAUUACAGGAUAUUGUUAAUCAAAUCUAAUUUAUUCAGAAGAAAACUGAAAGAAAUUGUUAUCAAAUCUGAUAUAAUUGUUUAUUGGUGAAAACAUUUGUCCAUCAUCAUUCUGUGUGUGAAAAGCAUGGAACUAUCAACGACGAUGCGUACGGAUGAAACGAAUUCUUCUAAUAAGAAAUCUAAUAAAAAAUCGCUUACAAAUUCACGGAUUAGCAAAAUGCCAAUAUUUUUACGUGAAAUGUUGGCCGAAAUGGUUGGAACAUUUUUGCUUAUUUUGUUUGGUCAAGGAUCGAUUGCUACUUAUUUAUUGAAUCGUAAUUCAAAAAUUGGUAUCGAUCUUUUUUCCAUUGCAUUUACAUUCGGUAUUGGUGCUUUGGCAGGUAUAUCAGCUUCGAUGUCCAUUUCUGGUGGACAUUUAAAUCCAGCUGUAACAUUAGCAUUUGCCAUAAGCGGUAGAUUUCCAUUAUCAAAAGUUCCACAUUAUUUUUUCGGACAAUAUUUUGGUGCAUUAUUAUCAUCAAUGGUUAUAUUCGUAACAUAUUAUCAAAGUAUUAAAACAUAUGAUAAUAAUCAACGUAUUGCUUAUGCUGGUGAUUGGUUUGGUAAUAAUCAAACACGUAUGGCUGAAAUUGCUACCGGUGGUAUAUUUGCUACAUUUCCAGCACCAUGGAAUACUGUUGUAUCAUCAUUGGUAGAUCAAAUAGUUGCUACGUUUUUAUUGGUUUUCUCUGUACUGGCAGUUACGCAUAAACGAGCUAAAUUGCCGGAUUAUCUUUAUCCAUUCAUACUCGGUUUGGUUAUUUGUGGUGUAGUCGUUGCAUUUGGUUUGCAAUGUGGUGCAGCAUUAAAUCCAGCCAGAGAUUUAGCACCAAGAUUAUUUUUAUUAAUUAGUGGCUAUGGUUUCGAUUCUUUCAGACCCGUUGAUUCACUUUAUUGGCUAGUUGCUGGUAUUAUUGGUCCACAUAUUGGUGGUAUUCUUGCAGCUUGGUUAUUUGAUUUCUUACUUUGGGAUAACCCAUGAUGAAACCAAUAAUGAAAAUCGAAAUCAACAAAAAUGUUGAACCGAACCCAAACCCUUAUCAUUAAA